CCUUCACCUUUCAAACGGAUCUAAACCCCACAUGCAUUCGGUAGCCGUUUAGCAGUUAGCACAACUCUGUUGUAAAUAGUUAGCACGGUCUAAACUGGUAAAACGAUGGCGGAGAGCGACUGGGACACGGUGACGGUGCUGAGAAAGAAGGGACCGUCUUCAGCUCAAGCUAAAUCUAAAGAGGCCAUCACUGCUGCUCAGAGGCGUGGAGAAGAGGUGGAGACCACCAAGAAAUGGGCAGCGGGACAGAACAAGCAGCACCUGGUGACGAAGAACACAGCCAAACUGGACCGUGAGACAGAAGAGCUGCAACAUCAAAGAGUGUCGCUGGAAGUGGGCAAGGUCAUCCAGCAAGGUCGUCAAGAAAAGGAAAUGACCCAGAAAGACCUCGCUACUAAGAUUAACGAAAAGCCUCAGAUCAUUGCUGAUUAUGAAUGUGGAAAAGCGAUCCCCAGCAACCAGAUCAUGUGCAAGAUCGAGAGAGUCCUUGGAUUGAAGUUGCGUGGGAAAGAUAUUGGCCAGCCCCUGGAGCCCAAAACCAAGAAGAAAUGAGAACAAAGCCUCGAAAUCAGCCCUUCCCUACCCUGCAUCUCCCCUCAGAUCACCACACUACAGACCACACUGCUUCUCACACAGACUUAACUGCAUUACAGAAAUGUUCCUAAAAAGACCUUAAUGACAAAUAUUGACUUUUGCAAGACUUAAUAAAUACUGAAGAUUUUA
Trichomycterus rosablanca is the source of this 723-nucleotide messenger RNA. RefSeq names its product endothelial differentiation-related factor 1 homolog. Gene Ontology annotation, cellular component: nucleus. Gene Ontology annotation, molecular function: DNA binding. The record is from RefSeq and is a predicted model, not a curated record. Lineage: Eukaryota; Metazoa; Chordata; Actinopteri; Siluriformes; Trichomycteridae. Bases 106 to 552 code for a protein of 148 amino acids. The transcript has 6 exons.